This is a messenger RNA of Penicillium lagena, 5307 nucleotides long. Its product is annotated as formin sepA. NCBI's taxonomy places the organism in Eukaryota, Fungi, Ascomycota, Eurotiomycetes, Eurotiales, Aspergillaceae. Gene Ontology annotation, biological process: mitotic actomyosin contractile ring assembly; actin filament bundle assembly; barbed-end actin filament capping. The record is from RefSeq and is a predicted model, not a curated record. Gene Ontology annotation, molecular function: small GTPase binding; actin binding. The coding region runs from base 1 to 5307 and encodes 1768 amino acids. The transcript is spliced from 3 exons. Gene Ontology annotation, cellular component: cell division site; mating projection tip.
AUGCCAGCCAGUACACCUGGCUCCGAUAAAUCAAGGCAAACAUCAGCCGGAAAGUCGUUUUUCGGGAGGAAACUGUACAAAGAGCGGCCGGGUGACGACCGCUACGAUGGAUACGCCGGAUCACACGACAGCCUGGCGCCGCCCGCGGCCAGUAAUGCGGCGGGCUCUCGCUCAUCUCGCUACUCCAAACGAUCGUCGAUUCAGUCUGUCGACCUGAACCAUGAUAUGGACACCGGCAGCUUUGCGCCGACGCCGGGUGUCAUUACCUCCAUCCCCUUUGAAAGCCUUCCCUCCGAUACCAAGACCCCGAUAGCCAUCGACAGCAUGUCCCGUCCAGAUUCAUCGUCGCGCCAUGAUCCAGCAUCGAACCAUGCUGGCAACCAUCAAUACCAGACGUGGGCCGCUUCGUCCGCGCCAAAUGGGUACAGCUCCCCCCCCUCUGGCCCGCGUCCGCCCCCACACUCUUCCAACAUGACCAUGAGCAGCAGCACAUCGGGUGACCGCGGGGCGCGAUAUCAACAGUGGGGAAGACCGGGGAGUUCAGCAGCGAAUGCCGGUUCAAUUGACUCUUCCUCGAAUUCUCGCACGUCUCUCGACCAGGCCAGCGUCUACUCUUCCCAUUCAUCUAACACGCGGGGCUCGAAUUAUUGGUCUUCUGACGGCUCUGCUCGCACUAUCACGACUUCGCAUUCGGGGGAUCGCAACACUAUCUUCCAGAGUGGAAGCGCCGGCCGCUUGUCCAAUGCGCCGGCCCCGUCGAAUUAUCCGCCCCCGCCAGACCAUUUCCUAACUCGACCGAGAGAUGACCGCGUGGUUGAUCAACUGUUUUUGGACUUGAUGCAGAAACGAGGCUGGCAGAAUCUUCCCGAACAAGCCAAGAGACAGAUGCUGGCCUACCCGGCCUCCAAGAAAUGGACUCUGGUCCACCAGGACCGGUUGACGGAGCUGCAAGGAGAGCAGAAGAGACGUCAGACUGCGCGGCAGACUCAGUACCAGGAAGGGAUGUCCGGGUUGUUGGAACGUGCCGACGAAGAAGGCAGCCCUGAGUGGUAUGUCAAGAAGGUCAUGGACGAUACCAUUACAUCGAAGCAGCUCGCCAGUUUGAGUGUCAGCUUACGGACACAGCCGAUUAGCUGGGUGAAAGCUUUUGUGGAAGCGCAGGGGCAGAUUGCUUUGACAAAUGUUCUUCAGAAAAUCAACCGAAGAAAAGCUUCCGGCCCCGUUCCUGCUGCCCCGACUGGUGAUCGAGAUCUGGACCGAGAGUAUGAUAUUGCGAAAUGUUUGAAAGGCCUGAUGAACAACAAGUAUGGCGCGGAUGAUGCUCUGGAGCACCAAGGUGUUCUCGUGGCUCUCGUUACCUCGCUGGGAUCGCCUCGUUUGAAUACCAGGAAAAUGGUCAGCGAAGUGUUGACCUUCCUCUGUCACUGGGGCGAGGGACAAGGACACCUGAAAGUCCUUCAGGCCAUGGACAAGGUCAAGCACGACCACAACGAAACUGGCCGUUUCGACGCAUGGAUGCGCAUUGUCGAGGUGACAAUCGAUGGCCGCGGCAAGAUGGGGAGCCUUGUUGGCGCCAGUGAAGAGUACCGCAGCGGAGGUAUUGGCAUGGAGAAUCUGCUGAUGGAGUACGCGGUCUCGACUAUGAUCCUCAUCAACAUGCUAGUUGAUGGUGCGGAGACCGACCUGCAAUUACGGUGCCACAUUCGCGCCCAGUUCAUCUCGUGUGGCGUCAAGCGUCUCUUGACGAAGAUGGAGGGGUUCCAGUACGAGGUCAUUGACAAGCAGAUCGAACGGUUUCGGGAGAAUGAGGCGAUCGACUACGAAGACCUUCUCCAGCGGGAGGGCAGCAGCGCGAAGGACAGUGUCGAAGGCGAGGUGAAGGAUAUGAGCGAUCCGCUCCAAAUCACCGACGCUAUUGCCACCAAGAUUCAAGGUAGUCGUGCACAUGACUACUUCCUGUCUUCCAUGCAGCACAUGCUUCUCAUCCGCGAGAAUGCAGGCGAGGAAGGUCUUCGCAUGUUCCAGCUAGUGGACGCCAUGCUGAGCUACGUUGCUAUGGACAGACGGCUUCCCGAUAUGGACCUUCGGCAAGGCUUAAAUUUUACGGUUCAAAGCCUCUUGGACCGGCUUCACACCGACGCAGAGGCUAGACAAGUGUACGAUGAGUCUCUCGAGGCCCGUCAGAUUGCCGAGGCUGCUCUUGCUGAGCGUGAUGAAAUGAAAGCACAGGUAGAGCUUGGUGCCGAUGGUCUGGUCAAGAAGCUUCAGAAACAGAUCGACGAACAGGCUGGCAUCAUUGAGCUCCAAGGGCGACAGAACGAGUCGCUCAAAGCCGAGGUCGCGGAGGUGCAAAGGCUGCGUGCCCAGGAGCUGCAGCGCAACGAACUGGAGACCCGAGAGUUGUAUCUCAUGCUGCGCGACGCCCAGGAUAUCGCUGCGUCUAAUGCCAAGAAGGCUGCCAGCGGCACCGCGGACAAACUCGCAGAAGAGGAUCCAUCCAAGAUGCCUGGCGUCAUGGACCGAGAGCGGCUUAUGGAACGUCUGGAGCGGCAGCUUGAACGAACCAAGACUCAAUUCAAACUUGAGGGCAAAGUCUGGGGCCAGCAUGGACCAUCUGAUCGGUUGCGCGAGCUGCGUGAGAAGAUGGACGGAGACGACGAUUCCAGCGAGGACUUCGAGGAGCAGACCCGUCGCAGGUUGGAUCCCGGCGCUUUUGGUUCUGUUUAUCGGAAGAGAAGCCAUGUGCCGGAGAUGGCUCACACGCCUGAGAGCGGCAACUCGAUGACACCCGUGGAUGAGAGUGACGAGGUUGUGUACGAAAAACCUCGCGUGGUGGAGCUGUCACGCCCGCAGCGCAUGAACACUGCCCAGGCGACUGGUCUGCUGGGCGAGCUUGCUUCCAAGUUGCCUAAAUAUGCCGCCGAUGAUGCCGAAGGCGAUACCUUUAUGGCUGAACCUCCUUCUACCCUUUCGGCAGAAGAGGCCGCUCUUGCUGCAGACGAACCGAUUUCAUCCCCAGAGAAGGAGAAGGCCGCCCGGGCCGCCAUGCCCCCUCCGCCGCCACCGCCCCCUCCCCCAGGUGCGGCCAAGGGAAUGCCCGCUAUGCCACCACCACCUCCUCCGCCUCCCGGAGCAGCGAAGGGUGUAUCUGCACCACCACCGCCACCUCCUCCUCCUGGAGCAGCGAAGGGACUAGCCCCACCUCCUGGAGCUGCAAAGGGACUCGCUCCCCCUCCGCCUCCUCCGCCCCCAUCUUCAGCAACUGGCAUGGUUCCGCCGCCUCCGCCUCCCCCAAGCGCUCCUUUGGGAGCGGGCUGGAGACCAGCCUAUUUGGAUGGCAACUCUAUUGCACCAUCAACGACCGCUAUGCCCUCUAUUCGUCCUAAGAAGAAACUCAAGGCUUUGCAUUGGGACAAGGUCGAUACUCCUCAGGUGACGGUCUGGGCGACGCAUGCACCGACACAGGAGGAGAAGGAAGAGAAAUAUACCGACCUGGCCAAGAAGGGCGUCUUGGACGAGGUUGAGCGUCUGUUCAUGGCGAAGGAAACCAAGAUCUUCGGGAAUAGUGCAGCGGCGAAGCAGCGCAAGGACAAGAAGCAAAUCAUCUCCAACGACCUCUCGAAGAAUUUCCAGAUCGCCCUGGCCAAGUUCUCUCAAUAUCCUGCGGAAGAUGUGGUGCGGAUGAUUAUUCACUGUGACCGUGAGAUUCUGGAUAACAUGGUUGUCAUGGAUUUCUUGCAGAGAGACGAGCUUUGCACGAUCCCCGAGAAUGUGGUUAAGUUGAUGGCGGCAUAUAGUAUGGACUGGACCGGUCCUGGUGCGGCUAGUUCCGAGCGCGAACAAGAUCCCGCCGAAUUGACUCGCGAGGAUCAAAUCUACCUCUACACUGCCUACGAGUUGAAUCAUUACUGGAAGGCCAGAAUGAGGGCUUUGGCAUUGACUCGCUCCUUCGAACCCGAGUACGAGCACCUCUCUGAGAAGUUGCAGUAUAUCGUGAAGGUCAGCGAGUCGCUGCGGGAUUCAGUUUCAUUGAUGAACGUUCUUGGCCUGAUUUUGGAUAUUGGAAACUUCAUGAACGACGCAAACAAACAGGCCCAGGGCUUCAAGUUGAGCUCGCUCGCUCGUCUUGGUAUGGUCAAGGAUGACAAGAAUGAAACGACCUUCGCCGAUCUCGUCGAACGGAUCGUUCGCAACCAGUACCCCGAAUGGGAAGGGUUCGUCGAUGAGAUCGCCGGUGUGGUUAGCCUGCAAAAGGUCAGCGUCGAUCUGCUGCGCCAGGACGCUACCAAGUAUAUCAACAACAUCAAGAACGUGCAGUCUAGCUUGGAUGCGGGCAACUUGAGUGACCCCAAGAAGUUCCAUCCCCAGGACCGAGUCAGCAAUGUGGUUCAGCGAUCCAUGAAGGACGCUCGACGCAAGGCCGAGCAAUUACAGCUGUACCUGGAUGAGAUGAUCAAGUCGUAUGACGAUAUCAUGGUCUUCUAUGGCGAAGAUAACACGGACGAGAACUCUCGCCGCGACUUCUUUGCGAAGCUGGCUUCGUUCCUCAUGGAGUGGAAGAAAUCACGAGAGAAGAAUACUGCUCUGGAGGAAUCCAGGAAGCGCACCGAAGCGUCUCUGGCGCGCAAGCGGGUCAACGUUACCCUCGCGAACAGCGUUACCACUCCCUCGGAAUCGCCCACCUCCGCUGCCUCCAGUGGUGCCAUGGACUCCCUCUUGGAGAAGUUGCGUGCUGCGGCUCCUCAGGCCAAGGACCAGCGAGAUCGUCGUCGUCGUGCUCGACUGAAGGAGCGGCACCAGGUCCGCGUUGCCUCUGGCCAGCAGGCUCCCAAUGGUAAUGAGGGAGAGGGCAACGAGGGGGAGGAUGCCAACGGCGAGACCAGCCUUGCCGAGAAUGGUCUUCUGAGUCCCCCGAUCCUCGAAGAGGGUGACGACGGCAGCAAGGAAGUCUCCGAGGGCGAGGACGUUGCUGACCGUGCUGCCAGUAUGCUCAUGGGGUUGAGAAGCAACUCCGAUACGAGCGGCGAGCGCCAGAGAAGACGCAGAGAAAGUGCCGAUGAGGAGCGCCGAAAUCGCCGCGCGAGAAGACGCAAUGGCGCAACAAGCGGGAGCAAAGAUAGUGCCGAUGGCUUGGGGCUCCCGUCUGUGCCAGAGCCCGAGUCUCCCAGUGCGGACGACCAGCCGCUACCUUCUCCACCGCAUGAGGACGAGUCAGCAUCACAACAGCCGCCCUCGAUCGUCGUGUCCGAGCAGCAUGAUAAAACUGAAGGUUCCACUGCGACCCAGCCGAUUGAAUUGUCGGAUUGA